AUGUUGGUACCAUUUGUCUUUGAGCUGCGAAAUAUCAUGGAUUGGAUCUGGACGCAGAGCUCACUUUCCUUCUACCACUGGAUGGAAUUGGAAGAUAUCUACGCCAAAAUCUUUAUUCAUAAGUGCUGGCGCCGCUCGGAAUUGGCUUAUCCUACUCCACGUGGUCAGAAUCGAAAGAUUUCGUCUAAAUACGUAGUCGGCUUUCUCUUCCUCGGCUUCCUCUUUAUAUGCUUCUGGGGUCCUCUGGCUCUCACUACCGUUAUGGUCAGCACAUUCACAGUGAACACUCCAGUCGAAUGCACUUUUAGUCUUUCUUUCGGUGGCUUCCCGGUGAGUUUUUAA
Molecule: messenger RNA, 342 nt
Organism: Protopolystoma xenopodis
Lineage: Eukaryota; Metazoa; Platyhelminthes; Monogenea; Polystomatidea; Polystomatidae
Source: the annotation of a GenBank genome assembly